UAACCUAUAAUAAAAAUGAAAUAAGUUUCCAGUCUGUAUCUGUGUGUGUAAUCACUGCUCUAGAGAAUUAAAAAAUUACCGAUAAUAUGGAACUUUCUCUACGUAAUUGCAGACUAUUCUCUACAUUAAGACAGCACUAUUCAAGAAAAAAUUUCAAAUCCUUUUCAUCAUAUAAACAAGCCUUUUGUGAAAAUAAAAAGAGGAAGAUUGGAGCAACAGCAUGGUUGCUAUUAGCAGCCCCUGCUACAGCAUUAGCUUUAGGAACAUGGCAAGUGCAACGUAAAGCUUGGAAGGAAAAUUUGAUUGAUGAUUUGAUGGAGAAAACAAAAAGUGAUCCUAUACCUCUAAUUGAGAAUUUGGAUAAUUUGGAUGAGUUGGAAUUCAGGCCUGUUUAUGCAAAGGGAAGAUUUCUACAUGAAAAAGAACUUUACAUGGGUCCUAGAAGUUUAUUGGUAGGGGGUGAUGCAAAAGAUGAAAGAGGUUUAAUGUCUCAACAUGGAUCUACUAAUCAGGGUUAUCUAGUAAUAACACCUUUUGAGUUGGAAGGCCAGAAUAAAACAAUUUUAGUCAAUAGAGGAUGGGUAACAAGAAAAAAUAAAAAUCCAGUUACCCGCAAAGAAGGUCAGGUUGAUGGUGUCGUUGAUAUAAUUGGUAUUGUUAGAUCACAAGAAAAUCGGCCAAAUUUUAUGCCUAAAAAUGAUGAACAGCAUAAUCAAUGGUUUUAUAGGGAUAUCGAAUCUAUGGCAAAGAUAACUGGAUCAGAUCCAAUAUUCUUGGAUUUGACAGAUGAUAUUAAUGUGCCUGGAGGUCCUAUAGGCGGUCAAUCUAGAGUUAGUUUAAGGAAUGAACACUUAUCAUAUAUUCUAACUUGGUAUGGAUUGGCAGCAUCUACUGGUUUUCUAUGGUAUAUGAAAUACAUAAAAAACAUAUCUUUCAAAUGAUUGAUUGAAUUAUGAAUGUUAUAAAUUUUACUGAAAUUGAAA
Harmonia axyridis is the source of this 983-nucleotide messenger RNA. RefSeq names its product surfeit locus protein 1 (gene Surf1). Gene Ontology annotation, biological process: mitochondrial respiratory chain complex IV assembly. The transcript is spliced from 5 exons. Lineage: Eukaryota; Metazoa; Arthropoda; Insecta; Coleoptera; Coccinellidae. The coding region runs from base 87 to 941 and encodes 284 amino acids. The record is from RefSeq and is a predicted model, not a curated record. Gene Ontology annotation, cellular component: mitochondrion; membrane.